AUGACCAUACCCGACGACCAAGACAGUCGGCACCAGAGUCCGGUGUUUUUCGGGUACGACUUGGUGAAGAAACCGAGGUCAAAAGGCGGGGCCUUGGAGGACCACGAGAAGCCCAAGAGAGAAGAUUUUGUGCUCCACCGAAGGGGGAAGUCUUGCCCCGUGUGCCUUGUUGGGAAACCAGGGUGCCCCUGCUGCUGGGAUUUCCCCGAGGGGUACGUUCCACACGACUUUGCCUACCUGGGUCCUUUCGAGGACAGCUCUGCCUCCAGGCCCACCUCGCGGCGCAGCUCCAGGUCUACGGUCGACGGAAGAGGUUCUGUCUCGUCCUUGCCUCCGGUAGGGGACAAGACAGGCUCCACUCCCAGAACACCGGCAGCCGCAGCGGCGGCAGACAGGGUAGAGACUGGGGCGGCGGCGUCAGGGAGCCCUCCUGGCAGACGCGUCUCGUUGUUGAUGAAGGGGAUGCACGGGGUCAUCACCACCGACAAGGGUGAAGGCGCCGAUAGCGAAGAGAAGGAAAAGCCAGAGCUGCAUACGGACCUCACGACGAGUGCGGCCAUCACCCUGUACCGGAGCAUUGUCGGAAGUACCAUCCGCAUCUUUGUGAAGGUUAUUCCUUGCGGCACGGCGACCUGUCUUUGGAUGGAUUCUUCUUGGCCAGUGUCAUAUCUCUUCGACCUCUGGAGAGCCAACGCCGCCGAGGGAUGCACGUGCGUAUUUAUGGGUGGGAUCGACGCCUUCAUGUGCCUUCCGACGAUACCGGGUCUGUGGAACCUCGACAACCGCAACCUCCCCGAGACGGACACCACCCUUGGGGUGCACACGGGAAACCUCCCGCUGUCCACGUACAACUUGACUACGCCCAAGUCGACGGUAACAGUGCUGUGCACGACCUUCUUGAGCAAGAUCAAGGUGAUAGCGCUUGAUACCCGCAAGUAUCUCGACAACACGUGGCGCUUGGAGUAGAGACUGGAGCCAGUCGCUUGCUCUUGAAAGCGGCUUUUGACAGAGCCGAUGGCAUGCCCCAGCACGAAGUUUUCCAGACGUGAUAGCGGCUUUUGAGCAUGAACAUGGGACGAUCUCCCGCCCCGUUCAUAUAGUGAAACACUGGACUUCCAAUAAAUUUCAAGAAGAGGAUCAUAAUUGCCGCUCUUCUGCUGUCCUAUACAGCAGCUUUCUUUCCCACAAAACGUGUUUAUUCUUAUUCUGGUGCUAUUUUCCAUUUGUGUUUCAGGGAAUAUUGAUCUUGAUUCCAAGGAAAACGAACGGGAAAAGGAUGGGUGUAUCCUUUUACGUGCCCGGAACAACAUGACAUUCGAUCUCCCAACACUUGAUAGGCAUAGCAAAAAAGGAUUCUGAGUGUUCAUGUUGUACGCUAUGACUCUACAUCAUCCUGGCCUUGGGUUCAUGGGACGAACCGUCAAAGAACAGACAAGGGAGAAUAUCGAGCGAUACCUGGUGUACGAGACUGGACUUGGAAAGCAGGCCGUCCUGGAGGUUUUCGAUCACCUUGUCGGGUGUCCGGAGCAUCCAGGAAAUACCGUACUAGGGCUGAGUGCAUUUGGUUUAUAGCAAUGAAGAAGGUCCAAGGCUUGCGGAUGCUUCAACGGGUCCCUUCCAAGGUGGUGGGUAGCCAGCUCUGGGACGAUUUCACGCUGAACCGGCAUGCACACAAAAUCGAUGCGUUGCGAGAAUUUAGUCCCCGUUGAAGAAUAGGAUCGGGUCGUUAGUUGCCCCAGUUCACACCCACUCACAAUCAACGUGAUUGUAAGCCUCAACCUCAAGUGCAAUGACGUACACGGAAUCGUCAUAUCUCUUUAAGGUUGAAUCGGGAUGGCGAAACGUGUCAGAUUUUCCGACCGAGCGCAUGUCAACGGGGAGUUGUUUCAAUAACUGGCCGCGUCUGACCCACGGUCUCAGAUGUCUAGCAAGCAUGCUUCCUCCUUUUUGGUUAGUUUCUCGAACUGCGAAGGCAAGGCGACCUUCCACUGGCCCAAAGGCGAUCUCGUAGAAACCACUCAUUCUUGCUCGCCGUAUGGAACUAACGCUCUUCGAAUCGUCCCAGAGAACGAUCCCAUACAAAAGGUCUUGUGCGGACUGAUGGAGCACAGAGUGGCGCAGCAGCAGCUUGUCAAUAACGACGAUGAUAGCGCGGAAGUGGCGGAAAGAAAUCGGUUGCUGCUGGAUGCUGAGAAGACCCGAAAACAGACCGCGCUCGAGAAAA
Ectocarpus sp. CCAP 1310/34 is the source of this 2224-nucleotide messenger RNA. The record is from the annotation of a GenBank genome assembly. Lineage: Eukaryota; Phaeophyceae; Ectocarpales; Ectocarpaceae.